Messenger RNA from Dicrocoelium dendriticum, 630 nucleotides. NCBI's taxonomy places the organism in Eukaryota, Metazoa, Platyhelminthes, Trematoda, Plagiorchiida, Dicrocoeliidae. The record is from the annotation of a GenBank genome assembly.
AUGGCUCUUUGGGCGGAACACUUUCAACCUCAGUUCAGCUGGCCCCCUGCUGCCGGACCUCUUCCUACUCAGGUGAUGCAGCACGAGCAAUGGACGGUUAGUUUAGAGCCUCCGUCGGAGGCCGACGUCCGAAAUGAGAUCACAGCCCUUAAUCGUUUUCGUGCCGCUGGCCCGGAUUCCCUCCCACCUGCACUAUUUAAGGAUGGAGGUGAGGUCCUCUGCAAACCACUGACCUUCUUAUUCGAAUGUAUCUGGAAGGGAAUGAAUGUCCCGGCUGAUUGGAGUGAAUCUAUUAUAGUGGCAGUGUACAAGAAGGGCAGUCGCACAGACUGUUCUAACCACAGUGGUAUUAGCCUAACGCCAGUUGUGACAAAAGUAGUAGCCUCGAUUAUCGUUCGUCGCCUCACUGCGGAACGGGAAUCUCAGAUUAGGGAAAAGCAGGCCGGUUUCCGCCCAGGGCAUGGCUGUAUAGAUCAUAUAUUCACUUUGAGGCAGGUGCUAGAGCAGCGCCACGCACACCGCAGAUCGACAAUAGCUGUGUUCCUCGAUUUCAAGAGUGCUUUCGAUUCGGUCGAUCGAUCGAUUCUGUUCGAAUACUUGCGCGGAAAGAUGUUCCCAAGAAAUAUGUGA